UCUAAAAUGUGUUCAAUAAACGAACAUAAACUAACGCUCGCUUACAGAACACGAAGUAAUAACACUACAUUGUCAGCAGUAAAGUUUGGUACAUUCUCAGACACAUGGAAGUCCAUUACUCUCAUGCAGUAGACACGCGUCAAUCAAAAGCCUACGUGGCAGUCUUCGAAACUGCAUGCCCAAGAAUCCCGAAAUGUUCUCGAACUUGUCGGACUGUCAGAGUAUCGAUCAUCAUAAUAUUUCCAGGCAACACCAUAUAUAGAAUCUAGUUUGCACCCAUAUAUUCCUCGAUCGAUCUCCAGAUUAGAAUUGAAUGAAGAUGAUGAACGUUUUGGCUUUGUCCCUAGUCCUAACCACGCUAGCGACGGCGGGGGUUUUGUCUCCGCCGCCGCCGGAGAAAAAUCAAGAAGACGUGAUAAUCAAAGACGGCCACCGAGUUGUGGUGGUGGAGUACGAGAAAGAGCAGGGGAACACCAAGGUUUUGAUUUCUCCGCAUGAAUCUUCCGAGGAUAUUGCGGCGGGGAAGGGAGGAGAAAAGAUGGAGGAGGAGGACGGCGACGGAAGUUAUCAUCAUCUCCGGCGGACGACUGCCGGAGAGCUCGUGUGUGAUGCUUUUGGGAGAUGCCGGCGCAAGAUCGCCGGCGCGUUCGACCGGACGAAAGACACCGCCCCGGAGAAGGCGGAAGCGGCGAGAGGCGCCGUCAGCGAAGGGCUGGGAAAGGUGAGAGAUACGGUGGUGGAUAAAGGCCGUAAGGCGGCGGAGAUGGCGUAUGAGGCGGAGGAAGAAGCGAGAGACGCCGUGAGCGAGGGGCUUGGGAAGGUUAGAGAUACGGUGGCAGAUAAGGGCAACAAGGCGGCGAAGAAGGUGUACGAGAUGGAGGAAGGAGCUCGGGACGCCAUAACCGAGCGGCUAGAGAAUCUAAGAGCGAGCGCGGCGGAGACGGCGAAGGAAACGGCAAAAGACGCGGCGGAGAAAGUGAAGGGCAUCAGAACAGACGCGUCAAGAAAGAUGGAGCACAUGAAGGAACAACUUUCCGACAGGGCAAAGAAGGCCGAGGAAAAGGUCGGAGAGGCCAAGGAAUCCGCGAAACAGAACAUUCUCCGGUGGGCCGGCAGAGCAUUUGGGAUGGCGAAUCUGAUAGGAUUAGCCUUCGCGUACGGAAUGUCGGUGUGGGUGACGUUUAUUUCUAGCUAUGUUUUGGCUAAGGCGCUGCCACGACAACAAUUUGCAAUGGCGCAGAGCAAAAUAUACCCAGUUUACUUCAAGGCGAUGGCUUAUAGCAUUGGAACUGCGCUUUUAGGCCAUCUGUUCAGCCAAACGCAAAGGCUCCACUCCAAAACUACACAGCAGUUCUUGGGGUUUAAUCUCCUUUUUUCACUCGUGAUGGUGUUAGUCAAUUUGCUCUAUCUCGAGCCUCGUGCAACCAAGGUGAUGUUUGAGAGGAUGAAGGUGGAGAAGGAAGAAGGGAGAGGAAAAGUGAGCACCGAAACGGAGCACGGCGGCAGCGAUGGAGUGAAUCCUCCCGCCGGAGCAGUCAGAACAGCGACAGCCACUGAAAUAGCAGAGAAAAAGCUGCAGCGAGAAAGAGCGGAGGAGGCGGCGGGGAAGUCGUCGGAGAUGGUGAGGUUGAGCAGGAAGCUGAAGAAGCUGAACUCGUACUCGUCUUUCCUUAACGUUGUUACGCUUAUGUGUCUUACGUUGUACCUUGCUGACCUUGGCCAGCGUCUUCAUGUUGCAUGUUGAUUAACGCUAGCUGCGAGUCUCGGUUCGUCCAAUGUCUUUUAUAUGUAGUUGUAGAUUAUUGUAAAUUAAAUGGGUUGUGGAUUUGUAGUGUUUGUGAUGAACAAUGCUUAUUGUAAUCCUUAGCAUGUUUGUGACAUUUGACUGCCUAUUAUAUUAUAGUCCACA
Molecule: messenger RNA, 1909 nt
Organism: Ipomoea triloba (trilobed morning glory)
Lineage: Eukaryota; Viridiplantae; Streptophyta; Magnoliopsida; Solanales; Convolvulaceae
Exons: 3
Coding region: 314-1744 (476 amino acids)
Source: RefSeq, a predicted model, not a curated record